Neopelma chrysocephalum (saffron-crested tyrant-manakin) is the source of this 1311-nucleotide messenger RNA. Its product is annotated as zinc finger protein 501-like. Gene Ontology annotation, molecular function: RNA polymerase II cis-regulatory region sequence-specific DNA binding; DNA-binding transcription factor activity, RNA polymerase II-specific. The transcript is spliced from 2 exons. Gene Ontology annotation, biological process: regulation of DNA-templated transcription. NCBI's taxonomy places the organism in Eukaryota, Metazoa, Chordata, Aves, Passeriformes, Pipridae. The coding region runs from base 1 to 1311 and encodes 436 amino acids. The record is from RefSeq and is a predicted model, not a curated record.
AUGGAGGAGGAGGCUGCGAGGAAGAGGAAGAUGCCUUGGGCCCCCCAGGCAGGCCCCGAGCUGAGGACGGAGAGCCCGGAGGACAAAUCCCCCCGUGAGACCCUGGUGGGAGAGGCCGUUUUGAAGGGCUCCACGGCGCAGGAAGGCAGCGGGCAGGAAAAGGGCCGGAGAUCCCCCCGCAGGAGGGGCUCCAAAGCCAGCCCAGGGUGCUCUGAGGAGGAAAGACCCAGCCUGGGCCGGGAAGGCGGCCGGAGCUUGAGGCAGAGCUCUGAGCUGGUGGAGCCUGAGCAGCCUCCCAGCAGGGAGAAGCCCUUCAGGUGCUUGGAAUGUGGGAAGAGCUUCAGCUGGAGCUCCCGUCUGAUCCAACACCAGCGCAUCCACACUGGGGAACGUCCCUACACAUGUUGGGAAUGUGGGAAGAGCUUUGGGAACAGCUCCUACCUGAUCCGACACCAGCGCACUCACACUGGGGAACGGCCCUACACGUGUAGGGUGUGUGGGAGGAGCUUCUGUGACAGCUCCACCCUUCGCACCCACCAGCACAUCCACACUGGGGCACGACCCUUCACAUGUGGGGAAUGUGGGAAGAGCUUCAGUGAAAGCUCUACCCUCCGUAUCCACCAGCGCAUCCACACUGGGGAACGGCCCUACACGUGUGGGGAAUGUGGGAAGAGCUUCAGCCAGAGCUGCAGCCUUCGCACCCACCAGCGCAUCCACACCAAGGAAUGGCCCUACAAGUGUUUGGAAUGUGGGAAGAGGUUUAGGACCAGCUCGGUUCUCCUCAGGCAUGAGCAGACACAGACGGUGGAGAGGCCUUUCUGCUGCACCGACUGUGGAAAGAGCUUCAAUAAGAACUCCAACCUCGUCACCCACCAGCGCAUCCACACUGGGGCACGACCCUACAAGUGUGGAGAAUGUGGGAAGAGUUUCAGGUACAGCUCCACCCUUCGCACCCACCAGCGCAUCCACGCUGGGGAACUGCCCUACACGUGUGGGGAAUGUGGGAAGAGCUUCAGGCGGAGCUCCCAGCUGAGCCAACACCAGAUGAUCCACACUGGGGAACGGCCCUGCAAGUGCUUGGAAUGUGGGAAGAGGUUUCAGACCAGCUCCAGUCUCCUCAGGCACCAGCGGAUUCACACGGAUGAGAGGCCCUUCCGCUGCACCGACUGCGGGAAGGGCUUCAACCAGAACUUCAACCUCAUCACCCACCGGCGCAUCCACACCGGGGAGAGGCCCUACAAGUGUGGGGAGUGUGGGAAGAGCUUCACCCAGAGCUGUAACUUGACCAAACACCAACGGACCCACCAGUAA